AUGGUAUACCACUUCAACCUCCCCACCGCAUCCCACCUCUCAUUCCAAAACUACAUUUACUCCUCUACCCACCCCUCCCUCCCUCAAACCGCCUCCACCGCUCGCCACGCCCUCCGCACCGCGCUCAAAACACACAAACGCUUGUCGCCGCGCGAGAGAGAAAACAAUCUACAGGUCGUGCUCAAUGCGCUGAAUGGGUACAUACCGUACUUAUUUGCGAUAAACGAUGGUCUGAGUGGCAGAGGCAUUAAACCCGCCGGCAGCAGCAGCGGCGGCGGAGAGGCAGAAAACAUCGAUAUCACGCUCAAGGAAGAAAUAAGUGUUGAAUGGCGACCCGUGCUUGUAUCAUCGCUUUCGUCAAUACUCAAAUCUGCUGCUGCAACCGGGACAGGCAGUCGUCUGCGAGGCCGCGGAAUUGAUUUCGAGAUUGCAUUUGUGGUUGGGACGCUAGGCUAUGUUCUUUCUAAUAUGGCGCGGGUUUCUGUUUUGAGGAUCUUGUAUGCGUCCACAACGCCUACAGCGGAUCAGAAAGCGGCCGCAAUGCAGAAUGCGACGAAAUUGUUGCUGCAGGCUGGUUCGGCGCAUACAUUGCUUGCGAGAUCGUUCACUAUAUCGGACGACGUUGCGGCGACGACGACGCAGGAGAAUAAUGUGCCACAAACGAAUACAACGGUGCAGACGGCGCUUGCCUCGUUGGCAUUGGCUGAAGCAACCCUCUUGGCUGUGCUGAAAGAUGAUGCGUACACUUUUGCAUGUAUUCAAGCGCGCAAUCCGAAUGAUAAGGAGUGGAUGGUUCGUGCGCCUGAGAUUCCCAAGAUGAGAGCUUUGAUUUUGGCGAGGCUCUGUGUAAGGAGUGCAGAGCACGCUGAGCAAGCACUCAGCGGUCUUGGUUCUGUCGGUGCAAGCCGAAAUGUUGGAACGACAGGAGGACCAGCAAAAAUCGACGAGGAUCUCAUCAAAUACGUCCAGAAUGUAAUAAAAGUCUCCCGCGCAAAGGCAUGUCGGUUUUUUGGCGUUGAUGCGGAGCUGAGCGGUAAAGUGGGUGAAGCGAUCGCCUGGUUGAGGGCAGGGAAAGGUGCAUUGGGGAUAAAAAGGGCCCUUAUACCAGAGGGACAGUCUGCCGGCGGCGGGGGGAAAACGGGCGCACUCUCGAAAUUGAAGAAAGGGUGGUCGGAUCGCCGUGAUGAGAGGCGGUUGGAGAAGAGUAGCAGUAACUCUGGGAGCGCAGGUGUUGUGCAUGGCGAUGAGUUGAGUCGUGGUGAUGAUGCGGGUUGGGAGGAGGAGGGGAGGGUAAUUGAGAUGUUGGAAGCGAAGUGGGUGAAAAUGAACAGUGUUGUAAAUACGCAACUCAUCCCGCCGUCAGAGCCACUCUUGUCCAAUCUUCCCUCUGGAAGAGACAUACAUUCCGCUCCGGCAGCAUAUAAGCCUCCAUCUCUGGAAGAAAGUGAGCUUAUCCGUAUGCGUGCGCCGCCAGAUGAGAUAGAUCAAACAUUGUCUGCAUUGGCGCUGGAGGAUGAUAGCGAGGAUGAAGUUCCUCCAGGAGUUUCUCCAGGAAGUGAAAGGAGCCUUCCUGGAGGCUUCCCUGGCUCGAGAUCUGCGACGGCAGAUAGUGAUUAUUAUUGA
Molecule: messenger RNA, 1623 nt
Organism: Talaromyces amestolkiae
Lineage: Eukaryota; Fungi; Ascomycota; Eurotiomycetes; Eurotiales; Trichocomaceae
Exons: 2
Coding region: 1-1623 (540 amino acids)
Biological process (GO): cellular response to pH
Cellular component (GO): plasma membrane
Source: RefSeq, a predicted model, not a curated record